AUGACAGUUUUUCAGAAAGAACUCCUGAUCAGGGCAGAUGUAGACAGAUUGGGAAGAUGGCUGCCUAUCUUGUCAGGGACUUGGAGAAGGAUAAAACAUCUCUCCCUGUGCAUGCAUAGGAUACCUAAAAUCCCUCAAAAGGGUCAGAGCCUUUCAUUCUACAGAGAAAGCUUGAAAUCAAAUCUUUCCCAAAGAGAGAACCUGGGGUCUUAGUUUACCCCAAAGUGUCGAUGGCUAUCUGAGACUACCCUGGGAGCAGCUUCUGAUUCUGUGGAAGGCUAAAGAUGCUGCGGGAAGCUACAGACAUGGAUCAUCAAGAAAGACUCCAAGACCAACAGCUGGGGUCGGGGUACAUGAAAGAGCCUGAGCAGGACAAUGAAGUAGAUGAAUUGAGAAUUCUUCUUGUGGGGAAACAUGGUUCAGGGAAAAGUGCUGCAGGAAACAGCAUCCUGGGCAGGUGUGUGUUUGAGUCCAGACUCAGUGAGCAGCCAGUGACCCAAGUGUGCAGGAAAGAGCAGUGCAUCUGGAGGCAAAGAAAAGUUGUGCUCAUUGACACUCCAGAUAUCUUUUCCCAAAUGGGCUCCCAGAAAGAGCUCUGCCAUCUCUCCUCUCUAUGCUCCCCAGGCCUGCACGCCCUCCUUCUAGUGACCCCACUGGGCUCCUACACAGAGGAAGAUGAGAGAGUGGUGGGGAACAUCAAGAAGGUUUUUGGGGAAGAAGCUCUGAGGAAACACUUGAUCAUUCUGUUCACCCGGAAAGAAGACUUGGCAAGCAAGGACCUGAUGGAGUUCAUAAAGAAUACAGAUAAGCCUCUUCAGAAACUCAUUUGGGAUUAUGGAUUUCAGUACUACGCUUUCAAUUACCGAGUCACAGGAGAAGAGGAACAACUCCAAGUGAAUGGGCUUCUGGAGGAGAUCAACAAAAUGGUAGACAGGAAUGGAGGGUCUGGGCACAUGAUAAAGCCCAAGCAGGACAAAGAGAUGGAUGAAUUGAGGAUUCUUCUUGUGGGGAAACAUGGUUCAGGGAAAAGUGCUGCAGGAAACAGCAUCAUGGGCAGGUGUGUGUUUGAGUCCAGACUCAGUGAGCAGUCAGUGACUCAAGUGUGUAAGAAAGAGCAGCGGAUUUGGAGACACAGAAAAGUUGUGCUCAUUGACACUCCAGGUAUCUUUUCCCAAAUGGACUGCCAGAAAGAGCUCUGCCAUCUCUCCUCCCUAUGCUCCCCAGGCCCGCAUGCCCUCCUUCUAGUGACCCCACUGGGCUCUUAUACAGAGGAAGAUGAGAGAGUGGUGGGGAACAUUAAGAAGCUUUUUGGAGAGGAAGCUCUGAAGAGACAUGUGGUCAUUCUGUUCACCCAAAAAGAAGACUUGGCAGGCAGGAACCUGUUGGAGUUCAUAAAGAAUAUGGAUAAAUCUCUUCAGCAUCUCAUUUGGGAAUGUGGAUUUCAGUAUUAUGCUUUCAAUUACCAAGUCACAGGAGAAGAGGAACAACUCCAAGUGAAUGGGCUUCUGGAGAAGAUUGACAAAAUGAUGUAUGACAAUGGAAACCAGUUUUGUAUCUUUAGGAUGCCUGCUACUGGACCUGAUAAGCUAAGCCUCAUCCUUGUAGGGAGAAGUGGGACUGGGAAGAGCUCAACUGGGAACACCAUUAUUGGGGAACAUAAUUUUGGAGUCAAACGUGCAGGAAAAACAAUCACUCAGACCUGUCAGAACAAGGCCAGGGCCUGGAAAGAGAAGACUAUUACAGUUGUCGAUACUCCGUCCUUUGACCUUACCCUAGCUAGUAGAGAUCUUCUUUCUAAACAAGGGGAAGAAGCCUUUCGUAGCCUUUGCCUAUCUCCAGGAGCCAAAGUUUUCAUUCUGGUGAUUCAGCUGGGCCAGUUCACUCAAGAAGAUGAGAAGGGCAUUAGGGAACUAGAAGCCAUAUUUGGAAAAGAGCUCAUUGAGUAUAUGAUUGUGCUCUUCACCAGGAAAGAAGAUCUAGGUACUGGAACACUGGAGGAUUACAUCAAGACUUCAGAUAAUCGGCCUCUUAAGAAGUUAAUUAAACAGUGUGGAGGAAGAGUUUGUGCUUUUAACAACAAAGAAAGUGGUGUAGACCAGGAAAAGCAGGUUAAUGAACUUUUGGAAAUGGUGGAUAAACUGGUCCAGAGUCAUGGAGGCCAAGGCUAUCCUGCCAGUGAUAAACCUGAGACUUAUACCAGGAGGAUUACAGAUUUCCAGGACAAAAGUUUGUUCAGCACAAUAGAGAAAUGGGUACACAAGAAAGAUUUCUUUUUUUCAUAAUCAAUUGGUUCUUCUUGUGCCCAAUGACUUCAGGACAUAUGGUGAAGAUAUUCUUGGAGACAGCUAGAUGGAUGUUUUGAUUAAUUAUAAUGCUGAGGUAUGGCUAGCAGCAGAUUGUAAGUGGAAGGUGAGAAUUGAAGCAAAUUUUGAGGAAGCAGGCUAAGGGUCAAAACAAGGUAGUGAGUUGCAGUCAGGGGGGUAAUUUGGAAAGAGUCUGGACAUGCAUGAAGUUAUGAGUGGCAAGGCAGUAACCAUCUGAAAAGAACUCAAGUAUCAGAGAGUCAACCAAGGAGGGAGCAAUACAAAGUCAAGGGGGACAAUCAAGAAGGAAGAGAUACGCAGGUGUUUUCAGGGCAAGGGAAAGUGAGCAGAGGAACAGAUCUUCAGCAAUAGUAAUGAAGAAAUACUUUGAUUAUAGAAGCUAAUUUUUCUUCUUCAAGUUGAGAACUGCUCUAUGGGGGCUGGAAAACAUUACAAUAUGGCUGGCUUAGACCAAGCAGAUCAUGGGGAACAUUUAGUCAGUGUGACAACUGUGUGGACAGAGAAGAGCAUCACCUUCUGGAAGGAAUAUUUUAGUAUAAAUAGAUAUUUUGAUUCCUCUUUUGUGUUGGACUAUGACCUAUAUUAGCAUAACCUGUAACUCCAAGUCCAUUUGCAUAAGACUCUCCUCUUUGGUGGAGAUUGAUUACUUAAUGCUCCACACCUGCAUGAAGGAUAGAGUUGGUGAGAGAGAAUGUUUCUUCUGGCUUCCAGUUUCAAGGGAAGAAGACAUGGGAUUCCAGCCUCCUUUUAGGUCUCUGAAAGGAGAGAAAGACUGGGAAGGAGCUGACAUGUAGAGGACCUAGAAACUUCUAUCAUGUCCAUGUCUCCAGUUUUCUAUUCUAGAAACUUUGGGAAAUUUCUCAUUGGGUGAGAUCUGAGACAUUCUUUGUCUCUCUGUCUGUCUCUCAUUCACACACACACACACACACACACACAUACACACACACGCAUGCACGCAUGCACAUACAUGCACAUGUACAAUCUCACUCAAAAUGUGGGAGCUUAGUUAUGCUAAAUGUGUGUUGUAUAUUCUCAUAUGCAUACUUUCUCUGAUUUGUAUUUGCUAUCAGCUUAGAUAGCCAUCUUCUUUGUGUGUUCAUUGUGGAACAGAUAAUUGGUGUGAAACAAGUAAAGCUUUUAGAUAUACAAUUUGGAAAAUGCCUUCCCUGUUAAAUGAUACCAACAAGGAGCUUAGCUUGAAACUAAAAAUAAUUUUCCAGAGACAAAAAAUAUUUUAGGGGGGAGAUAAAUAUACUUCUCGUUCAGUGAUAUUUUUCUAAGAAGAGCACAGUGGCCAGCCUCGGGCCCCAAAUCUCUUGCUCCUCUCCUGGCAGGAAUCAAAGAGAUAUCUUUAAAGAUAUCUAUUCUACUUUGUAUUAGAAAAAAGGGAAAAGGUUUAUUGCUAGAAUCCACCAAAAUGUACCCUUCCCUUUCCUUUCUCUAGUAUCUUCUUGAGGUUCAUCAAUAUUUCAAGACAAUUGUCAUAGCUGGGGCAUGACAAGAAUUAAAAGAGCAAAUGAGGAGGAACGUAUGCUUGUCCUUCUAACCUCAGUAGAAAGUUCUGUGUAGUGGCAGGGAAAAGGUUGAUUGAAUUCAGUCUGAUUCAGUCAAAAGUAAUGGUUAGGGACUUUUCAAUUAGAGGAGUAAUUAAUGGAUCAUAGUCAUCUGAGCAAAUUCACCUAGGAGGUGAUGCUAGGUAAAGUGAAGCCAAGCCAGCAAAGACAGAGAUGAAAGUGUAUUGACCAACCUCAAGGAGCAUGGCCUGGGUGGUUUCACUCAGUGGAAGCAAGGAAGCUUUUCCAAAACUAUAUAGCAGCAGGAGCACCAAGAGACUCUAGGGUCUUAGGCUUUAUCUUAAUCUUAAUUCAGUGAGAGGUACUUAAGAAGCCAGAGAAAGGGCAGAAUGGAGAGGGUGUGGUAGAUAGCAGUAGCAGUACAGUGGAGAAACACAAGAACACAGCUGUGAAGGUAGAGAGUAAAAAUAGGGUGCAGCUUCAGCAAGAUGGAGAUGCUCCAGAAGAUGACAUCUACAGGGGGCAAUGUUUCAGGAAGUAGCAAUGGCAAAAGUGAUGAGCAGUGGCUCAGGGCAGAGCUUCAGUGGAUGACAAAGGCAGAGUUCAGCAGCAAGAGGAAAGAAGAUUUGGGACCACAGGAAGCAACAUCAGCCCCAAAAUGGAGGCAUCACCAGAUGCUCGGGAUAUGGAGUCAUCUGAACUCAACUGGUAGAAAUUUUCUUCUGGACAUCCGGGGGCAGAGCCAAGAUGGAGGCAGGAAAGUAGGGACUAGUGUGAGCUCCCCCG
Molecule: messenger RNA, 4624 nt
Organism: Trichosurus vulpecula (common brushtail)
Lineage: Eukaryota; Metazoa; Chordata; Mammalia; Diprotodontia; Phalangeridae
Product: GTPase IMAP family member 8-like
Exons: 5
Coding region: 285-2282 (665 amino acids)
Biological process (GO): lipid metabolic process; intracellular signal transduction
Cellular component (GO): endoplasmic reticulum
Molecular function (GO): GTP binding; phosphatidylinositol-4,5-bisphosphate phospholipase C activity
Source: RefSeq, a predicted model, not a curated record